Messenger RNA from Ipomoea triloba (trilobed morning glory), 1338 nucleotides. Its product is annotated as UDP-glucosyltransferase 29-like. Gene Ontology annotation, molecular function: UDP-glycosyltransferase activity. The coding region runs from base 1 to 1338 and encodes 445 amino acids. NCBI's taxonomy places the organism in Eukaryota, Viridiplantae, Streptophyta, Magnoliopsida, Solanales, Convolvulaceae. The record is from RefSeq and is a predicted model, not a curated record. The transcript has a single exon.
AUGUUUCCAUGGCUAGGCUACGGCCAUAUCUCCCCUUUCUUGGAGCUGGCCAAGAAGCUCAGCCAAAGAAACUUCACUAUUUUCAUCUGUUCCACGCCUGCAACCCUAAAUCCCAUCAGAAAAAAGCUCGGAGAGGAAUUCUCCGGUGCCGUGAAGUUCACGGAACUCCAUCUCCCAUUUUCCGACGACCUCCCGUCCGAUCUCCACACCACCAACGGCCUCCCGCCGCACCUCAUGCCGGCUCUCAAGGAGGCCUUCGACGCCGCCUCUCCGAGCUUCGCGAAGCUUCUCGAAGAUCUCCGCCCCGAUUUGCUCAUCUACGAUUUUCUCCAGCCGUGGGCGCCACGCGCCGCCGCGGAUCUGGACAUCCCCGCCGUGGAGUUUAUCAGCAGCAGCUCCUCCAUGACGGCGUACAUGAUCCACCGGUUCAAACGCCCCGGCGUCGACUUUCCGUUCUCGAAUGUCCGGUUCCGUGACUAUGAGCUGAAACGGUUCGCGAAAAUGGCGGCGGAAACCCCGCCCGAGAGAGAACAGAAGGAUAAGAAUCGCGUACGCGAGUGCUUUGCACGCUCCUGCGGUCUCGUUCUCAUCAAGAGCUUCGAGGAGAUUGAAGGGAAGUACAGUAGCUACAUCACGAGUUUGACCGGGAAAAAUGUGGUCCCCGUCGGACCUUUGGUCCAGGAACCUUGUUCCGAAGAUGAGAACUCCGAGAUUCUCGGGUUUCUUAACGGAAAAGAAGCGAAAUCUACGGUGUUCGUCUCCUUCGGAAGCGAAUACUUUUUAUCAGAUGAAGACACGUGUGAAAUCGCUAACGGACUCGCCGGUAGCAACGUUAACUUCGUUUGGGUUUUACGGUUCCCUAAAGGACAAGACCGCGAAAUCACCUCCGUCUUGCCUGAACAAUUUUCCGGAAAAGUAGGGGAGAGAGGUUUAGUGGUCAAAGGCUGGGCCCCACAGGCGAAAAUCCUGCAACAUCCGAGCAUCGGCGGCUUCGUUAGCCACUGCGGGUGGAGCUCCGUCAUGGAGGCCAUGAAAUACGGCGUUCCGAUCAUCGCCGUUCCCAUGCACAUUGACCAGCCGGUCAACGCCAGGCUGGCGCAGGAGGUCGGCGUGGCGGUGGAGGUUGCCAGGGACGGAGAAGGAAAACUUCGCCGGGAGAAAAUAACGGCCGUGAUUAAUGCCGUUGUGACGGAGGAAGACGGCGAGGGCGUGAGUUCCACGGCGGCGGCCAUGCGUGAGAUGCUGGCGGAGAAAGGUGACAAAGAAAUCAUCACUGUAGUUGAAGAGCUGAGAAAGCUUUGCUCCAAGAAGACACAUGAUUUUACUCCUGUCUUCUAA